This is a messenger RNA of Cajanus cajan (pigeon pea), 3894 nucleotides long. The record is from RefSeq and is a predicted model, not a curated record. NCBI's taxonomy places the organism in Eukaryota, Viridiplantae, Streptophyta, Magnoliopsida, Fabales, Fabaceae.
AGCAAGCAUUUCUCCUGCCUUGUAUCAGACAAUUGGUGGUUGAAAAUUUCCCGGUAGUGUUCAUAUAUCCAAUGAUUCUCUCCACGAUGUUCCAACCAUUUUGUGUACUUCUUGUAAUGUGCUUUUGUGCACUUGCAAUGGCCAUUUCUCCUAAUUAUUAUGAUGCUGGUUCUUCAGAGAUUGCUUCCUUUGCUUCUUCAGCAAGAUCACAUAGCAAAGAAGCAAAUGCUUUGUUGAAGUGGAAAGCCACCCUUGACAACCAAAGCCGAGCUUCUCUCUCUUCAUGGACCGGCAAUAAUACUUGCAAUUGGCUUGGAAUUGCAUGUGAUGAGUCCAAUUCUGUUUCCCACAUAAGUCUUGCACUUGUUGGAUUAAGAGGUACCCUUCAAAGUCUUAACUUCUCAUUACUUCCAAACAUCCUCACUUUAAAUAUGAGUCACAACUCCUUGAAUGGAAGUAUUCCUCCUCAAAUUGGAGUGUUGUUCAAACUCAACGCUCUUGAUUUGUCAGCUAAUAAUCUCUUUGGUAGCAUUCCAAAUAGCAUUGGUAAUCUAUCCAAACUCUUUUAUCUUUUUCUUCAUGACAAUGGUUUAUCUGGGACAAUUCCUUCUGAAAUAACAAAAUUGGUUGGUCUUCAUUCAUUGGUCAUGGGUCAUAAUUUUUUCAGUGGAUCUCUUCCUCAAGAAAUAGGUAGCUUGAGGAAUAUGUCGAUGCUUGAUUUCCAGUGGUCUAAUCUCACAGGGCCUAUUCCAAUAUCAAUAGAAAAGUUAAACAAUUUGUCUUAUCUAGAUUUAGGAGGUAACAACCUUUCUGGCAACAUUCCACAGGGAAUAUGGCAUAUGGACCUAAAAUAUUUGUCACUUGCAAUUAAUAACUUCAAUGGUUCCCUACCCAAUCUCACAGGGAUUGUCCCAAACUCCAUAGAAAAGUUAAACAAUUUGUCUACUCUAGAUUUAGGAGCCAACAACUUUUUUGGCAACAUUCCAGAGGGAAUUUGGCACAUGAACCAACUAAAGUAUUUGUCUCUUGCAGAUAAUAACUUCAACGGUUCCCUCCCUCGAGAAAUUGGGAACUUAAGGAAUCUAGAGUAUCUAAAUCUUAUAAAAAGUGGCCUUUCUGGCUCCAUACCUAAACAAAUUGGGAUGUUAGGGAACUUAACACAACUUUACAUGAGCCAAUGUAAUUUCAGUGGGCCUAUUCCUCGUGAAAUUGGGAAGUUGGUUAACCUCAGGAUCCUAAAUCUUGCAGAAAAUAAUCUUUUUGGCUCUAUUCCUCAUGAAAUCGAAUCUUUGAAAACACUUAGUGAACUUGAUUUGUCUCGUAAUUUUCUCUCAGGGACAAUCCCUUCUACAAUUGGAAACUUGACCAAUUUAUAUUAUCUUUACCUUUAUUCAAACAGUUUAUCAGGCUCUAUUCCUGAUGAAGUGGGAAAUCUCCAUUCAUUGGACCAGGUCCAAUUGUUGGGAAACAACCUUUCUGGAUCAAUUCCUUCAACUAUUGGAAAUUUAACAAAUCUCGGUGUAUUAUUAUUAAGUGAUAAUAAACUUGGUGGAAAGAUUCCAACAGAAAUGAACAGACUUACUAAUCUGAUAAAAUUGCAGAUAAAUGACAAUAAUUUUAUUGGACAUUUACCUCAAAACAUUUGCAUUGGUGGAAAGCUGACAAAUAUUUCUGCUAGCAAUAACUAUUUCUAUGGCCCGAUUCCAGAGAGUUUGAAGAAUUGCUUUAGCCUUAUACGAGUCAGGCUUCAGCAAAACCAACUAAAUGGGGAUAUAACAAACGCUUUUGGUGUACUUCCAAACUUGAACUACAUCGAAUUAAGUGAAAAUAAUCUUUAUGGUCACCUCUCACCUAACUGGGGAAAAUUCCAUAAACUCGGAAGCCUCAAGAUCUCCAACAAUAAUUUAUCAGGUGUUAUACCACCAGAAUUAGGCGGGGCAACCAACUUACAUGUACUUGACCUAUCCUCAAACCAUCUUACAGGAAACAUCCCACGAGAUUUAUGUAAGUUGACCUUCUUGAUUAAUCUCUCAAUCAACAACAAUAGUCUCACAGGAAAUGUUCCCAUAGAAAUCAUAGCAUUACAAAAUCUUCAAAGUUUGAUGCUUGGGUCAAAUGAUUUUUCUGGCUUAUUCCCAAAACAACUUGGAAAUUUGCAAAAUUUAUUGAACAUGGGUCUAGGCCAAAAUAAAUUUGAGGGAAAUAUUCCUUUAGAGCUUGGCAAAUUGAAAUUUCUUACAAGUCUCGAUCUUAGUGAAAAUUUAUUGAAUGGAACAAUACCAUCAAUGCUUGGAGAAAUGCAAAGCUUACAAACAUUAAAUCUAUCUCACAAUAAUCUUUCAGGUGAUCUAUCUAGUUUUAUUGGUAUGAUAAGCUUGACAUCUAUUGAUAUCUCAUAUAAUCAAUUUGAGGGUCCACUUCCAAACAGACCAGCCUUCCUUAAUGCUACAAUUGAAGCAUUGAGAAAUAAUAAAGGCUUGUGUGGCAAUAUCACUGGAUUAGAGCCUUGUGCAACAUUAAGUUGGAAAUCUCAUAAUCAUAUGGAAAAAAAAGUCAUAAGAUUAGUUUUACCCCUUACUUUGGGCACUUUAAUGUUUGCCUUAUUUGCUUUUGGAGUCUUGUAUCGUUUAUGCAAAACAUCAAAGAAAAAAGAAGGCCCAAGCACAAAUUCACAAAAUCCAAACAUAUUUGCAAUAUGGAGCUUUGAUGGAAAAAUGAUAUUUGAGAAUAUUAUUGAGGCCACAGAAAAUUUUGAUAACAAAUAUCUCAUUGGGGUUGGAGGUCAAGGAUCUGUUUACAAAGCAAUGUUACCUACAAGUCAAGUUGUUGCUGUAAAGAAACUCCACUCAUUUCCAAAUGGAGAAAUAUUCGAUAUGAAAGCUUUCACAAGUGAGAUCCAAGCUUUGACAGAAAUUCGACAUCGUAACAUUGUAAAGUUAUAUGGGUUUUGUUUGCAUAAACAAUUCUCAUUUUUAGUGUGUGAGUUCCUAGAGAAGGGAGAUGUUGAAAAGAAUUUGAAGGAUGAUGAACAAGCAAUUGCAUUUGACUGGAAUAAAAGGGUGAAUGUCGUUAAAGGUGUAUCAAAUGCUUUAUGUUAUAUGCACCAUGAUUGCUCACCUUCAAUUGUUCAUCGUGAUAUAUCAAGCAAGAAUGUCCUUUUGAAUUCAGAAUAUAUUGCUCAUGUCUCAGACUUUGGAACAGCUAAGCUUCUUAAUCCAAAUUCAUCAAAUUGGACCUCAUUUGCUGGAACUUUUGGAUAUGCUGCUCCAGAACUUGCAUACACAAUGGAGGUAAAUGAGAAAUGUGAUGUGUAUAGUUUUGGAAUCUUGGCAUUAGAAAUACUUUUUGGAAAACACCCUGGUGAUGCCAUAUCUUCUUUAUCGGUAUCAUCUUCAAUGACUAGUGCGGCCAUAACACUUGAUCAUACUCUACUGAUGGAUAAGUUGGACCAACGUCUCCCUCAUCCAACUAGCCUUGUUGUUAAGGAAGUGAUAUCAAUUUUAAAGAUAGCAAUCGCUUGCUUGAAUGAAAGCCCACGAUCUCGCCCUACCAUGGAGCAAGUUGCCAAAGAGCUUGUCAAGUCAACCUCGUCUUAAAUGAAUUAGCUCUACAUUAUCACUUUUAUGCAGGUAAUGGUGACAAUGGUUAGGGUGGAACUCAAAUUACUGAGAGUUCAAAGCUACGGGUUUGCUCUGAUAAUGUGACAUUAGGGCAAUGGGAUUAGGAUAGGGUUACUUUUAUGUUGAUUACCUUUCCUUUUGUAUUUAAACAUUGUUGAAAACCUUGUGUUUUGUAAUUAUUAUAUUUUAAUUGGCUGGAUGUUCAAGGAUGAAUUGCAUGUGAACCUAUUUUACCUUAGUAGUUAUUGAAAGUUUUUCUUAUUUAAUUGUAUUA